Messenger RNA from Podospora anserina S mat+, 6504 nucleotides. RefSeq lists its product as uncharacterized. Gene Ontology annotation, cellular component: transcription factor TFIIIC complex. NCBI's taxonomy places the organism in Eukaryota, Fungi, Ascomycota, Sordariomycetes, Sordariales, Podosporaceae. The transcript is spliced from 2 exons. Gene Ontology annotation, molecular function: DNA binding. The coding region runs from base 1 to 6504 and encodes 2167 amino acids. Gene Ontology annotation, biological process: 5S class rRNA transcription by RNA polymerase III; transcription initiation at RNA polymerase III promoter. The record is from RefSeq and is a predicted model, not a curated record.
AUGGAACUCAUCAAUAGGACCCUUUUGGACCAGUUUGCCUAUAUUUCGCGUGGCCUGACCGACCGUUCAAGGUUUUGCUGGAGACUUACACGGCUAACAAUUGCCGCAGGCAUCACUCUCACACAGCUCUUUGAGUUCAUUCGUGAAUAUCACGGCACCCUCGCUCGCGAGAGUGGCAAAACCCACCCAGAAGUACCCAUCAAGUCAGAGGGUGAUGAUGGCGAAGACAUUGAGAGCACGCUCACCGAUGCCGAGUUGGCCUCGGCGCGGUUGGCUUGGGACUGGCUCCGGUCCAGACCGCAGAUUUUGAUUAACGGCCAUCCUAAGAGGUAUUGGAAUUUCCUCGAGUUCGACCAAGUCUUGGCUCUGCCCAAAGCGGCGCCCACCGGUGGUCCGUCCGAGUCAUCGGCAAUUGACCCUCAGUUAGAAGCUCCCGCCGCCAAAUCCACAACUGCGAAAGGCAAGGGAAAGGGCAAGGGCAAUGGCAAAGGCAAUGCCCAGGUCGAGAAGCCCAAGAAGAGCCUUGCUGUCCGACCUCGGAUUGUGCCGUCAAAAGAAGUUGUUUGGCAGACCUUGACCCAUCACGGUAUCGACUACAAGAAGGUUCCGCCUCUGGAGUGGGCUUGUUUACAGGGCAUUGCCACAGCAAAGCACCAUGGCAUUCUUCAGAGCAACCUCCGAAAGCUUGUCGAUCAAGAUAAACGGUCUCUACCCAAGAGAACAGAUUCACUCUUUAGGAAAGGUUACAUUGUCAAACGAACCGUCGUAGUUCAAAAGAUGAAGACGAGUAUGCUCUGGCUGGCUGACUUUGCCCCGAAGACGGUGGAUAACGACACGUUUGGUUUGGACUUGAACCCCCAGGCUCUCGAGAAGUUGGCGAAGGACACCAAAACUGUCUCCUGGCAUUCGAAAUGGACGGGAACAAACAUUGACGUGGCGGCCCUCGGCAAAACUAUUGUUGGUGUCGUCAAGGCCUUUGGCGUCAUGCGUUAUGCCGAUCUGAGAACCAAGCUUGGAGUGUCUGGCAAGCCAUGGCAGAUGAAGACUGUUGCAAAGAGUUGUCAGCGGUUUGCCGAUUUAGGAGUCAUCAAGUAUACAGCUGCUUGCUUUCCCACGACUCGCAAAGUCUUCAAAGACUGUCUCAAGUUCGUUCGCGAUCCCACCGACGAGGAGUGGCAGAGGUUCCUGGCCACUGGCAAGAAGACGUCCCAGUAUUCGGAUCCUAGCAGACACCGUGAGCCGAAGCCAAAUGCGCUCGCGCUUUACGAAAAUUCUGGAGCGCGGAUUCAAAACCAUUGGACUCCAGAGAAGCCGCUGGCUCAGACAGUCUUCGAGGUGAUCAAGAGCGCAGGCCCAAGAGGAGCCUCAAAUCCCCAGGUUAGCGUUGCCACUGUCGGCUACCAACAUCGGCGGUACCUGUCAAGCUACUUGACAAAAGUUGCCGAAACGCGGCAGCCCGCCCACUUGACCCAGUUUCAGGUCAACAGCGAGAUGAUUCGGAUCGGCAAAACCUCUGCCUACAUGUACAGGGCUACUGGCGGGCAGUCUACCGGUGGGCAACCACUCUUGACGCAAACAGCAGCGGCGGACAAUCCUGGCUCUGCUUAUGGCUUUGGAGAGGUUCGGCCCAAGAUGUUUGCCCCCGACGAAAAGAAUUCACUCAGCGCCCUGUCUCUGAUGGCACAACCCCCGCGCCAGGCGAACCGGAAGCAAAGCCACGUUGCUGCACAGUUGAGAAGACAGGAGCAGGCCCUAGAGGAAGCCAGAAUUGCGUCGAUGCAGUCUAUUGCUGAAGAAACCCCGGCGGCUGAUACCGAUACGGCUGAUGCGGCGCCAAAGGAGGCUGCUAUUGAGGUCGUCGAGGAAGCUGUUGCAGCUCCUCCUCGCCCAUCACUGAAGCGGGGAGCAGACGAGAUAUCUGGAGAUGAUCGCCCACCGGAGCUGUCCCCAGGUACCGUCUACAAGGUCCGUAUCGGUGAGCCACACUCGCUCAACCCGCAGCGGAGGAAGCGUGGUGCUCAGAGCGAUUCGCUUGUCAUUGUAUUCAAGAGGCAAGGCGAUGCUCCCUUCGUACCAGCUUCAACCCCACAGAGAUGGAGCGAACUUGGAAAUGAUGGCGCCACAGACAACAUGACGGUUGAAUUAGGGGAGCCGUCACCUUCGACACCUGCUCCGGAAGUUACAGUGGAAGAGGUUGAGAGGGCCACUCCUACUCGCGGCAGAGGGCGUGGUCGUGGUCAUGGUCGUGGAGGUGGCCGAGGUCGUGGCCGGAAGGGGCAAACCACUGUUGCCAAUGGACAGAAGCAGUUCGUCUGCGAAAAGUGCGGAAGUUCGUGGAAGAAUUCGAACGGGUUACAGUAUCACCUGACGGCCGGGCAGAAUGCCUGCAAUACGAAUUUCGAUCCUUCACACAACUUUAACAAGCGCCGACCCAUGGAACCUGUCUCGACACCCCCAGUUGAGAACUCCAGUACACCAACCACUCGAGGUGUCCGUAAGACUGGGGCCACGGCUACCAAGCUCCGAAGAGGAGCUCUUCGGCCAUCUAUGAGAAAGCGGCCUGCAGACGAAGCCAGGGAAAGCGAGAUGGAGUUUAGAGGUGUUGAGGUUGCUGCCAUUCCGGCGACUGCUCAGGUUGGGACGGUUAUUCCAGACCCAGACCCGCCGGUUCAGCCUUUUCAAAUUCAGAGCGGGUUGCUAACCCAGCGGAACUUUGUCCAGCAGUCCAGAAUGCCACUGGGUAACAAAGCUGCGCCUGCCGCACCUUUCACUUUUCAGGGCCAAGUCAGCCCCCCCCCUCAACCUAUGGACUUGGACACCCGGCCGAUCUCAGCUGCUAAGCCCGCGACCCAGGCUUUACCAAGUAUGCAGCUGACAGCCCAGGCUCCGGCCCAGCAUGUCUACAAUGGCACAGCUGAUGUUGAAAUGCCUGACAAGCAGCAUGAUGUUGCGGUUCCGGACGAGCAACAGGACGUUGAGAUGUCUGAACAGCCAGACGACCAGCCAGUCGGUGUUUCACAGUAUCCAGAUGUGCCUGAUCCAAAUGCUCAUCAGGCGUUCAACCCGGAGAAUCGCGUGCUCACACUGGAGAAGACAGAAGCACAUCCAGCCAGCACUGCGCCAGCGCCAUCCCAAGACUCUCAGGGCAUCAAGUCCUUCGUGCCGAAUUACUCGUCCUAUGAACAACUCGCAACGAACGCGAAGGUGCGGACUGCCAUGGUUUUUGAUAUCGUGCAGUAUCUUUUGGACAAUAACAAUGGCGUGUUUCCUGGUGAGAAAGCUGUUUUUUAUGCCGCACUUCGGGUCUAUUUGGCGACGUUCCCGGGAACCACUCCACCAAGUCUAAAGAACUGUCAGACUGCCAUCAACUCGCUGCAGGCUCGCAAGUUGAUAGACAUGCACACUUACUUGUUGAGGAAUAUGCAGGGCAGGAUGGAGACAUACAGCGUACUGGUUCGCCACGGCAUGGAUCCUUCUGCAGAAGCCGUCAAAUUCACCGCGCGAAUGAUCAAGGAAGCGUUUCCGGGACUGUACAUCCCGCCUGCGUUCUCGCCUACCCCGGAAGAGAUGGCUGAUUUACAGGAGACUGACCCGAAAUACCCAAAGGGGGAAAGGGACGCACGACCAAAUGCAAAUGGUCAGAAGUUUCGGGCCAGGAGGCGGCAGAUCACUGAGGUUGAGGUUUUCAAUGCCCCGUACUACAAUCAGAACAUUGCUGGCCAGCCUGUCAAGGAUACCUUGCGGCCUAAUCACCUGCGGAGCCACGGGAAUGUCGGGCAGAAGAGGCAAGCCCCGGAAGACGGGGCUGGGGCCGGGGCCCAGAGCUCUUCCCCGAAACGGCACAAGUCGAACGGGGGGCAUGCGACUCAUCCAGAAAAUCAAAGCGACUCACUCGUGGAUCCCGAGCUUUUCAAAACGUCGCCCCCUCAACAAUACUACCCGCUUGGCAACAUCAACCACAUCGACAGCAUUCACAGGCCAUCCAUCGUUGAAGCCGUCAAGCACUUCCGUCUCUUGCCCACACGGGGCGGCAGCAAGAUGCAUCACAAUGCCCGGCCAAGCAAGUCGCCAACGAAGAUACCCGAAUCCCUCGGCAGGAUCAAGAACCCAGGGUUGAACAGUAUGCCGACUUGGUUUUUCAAGAAGGGUUCCUACUUCUACAAUCUUAAUGCCAAUCCCAACCCUGAGCUUGUCUCGCCUACAGUUAAAUUCUUGGAGCCCAACGAGAGCCUCGAGGUUGACGAUGGAGAGUUUGAGAGUGAUGAAAAGGGGACGUCGUGGACUCCCGAGCUUGAGUCGAAUGAUGGCGAAUCUACGGGCACGGAUUGCGACGAAAUUACUGUGGUGUUGGAUGAAGAGGUUGAGAAGCCAAAGGAGUGCACGUUUGCCGAGAGCACUACGCUGACACAAGUUGCGGAUGGGGUGUGGCACGAGCACAGCCAAAAGCACUUCAAGAGGCUUGAUACCAGCUUCACUGUUGAUGGCUAUAUGCCGACCCGGAAGUGGCAGCUUGAGCAGAACAUCCCCAGAAGCAUUGAGACUAUGGCGAAGAAGAGCGACUUGGAUGCCCAUACUGACUGGAAAGACAAAAAGUAUGCGCUGUUUUGCACACUUAUCGACAAGGUCUCAGACUGGGAAUUGUCCAAGAAUGGGUCUACCUUGCUAGAGUCUGGCAGUGUGGCGCCUGAUUUCAUCAUCCUCAACAUCACUCCCAAGCAUGGAAUGAGCCAUAUGCCGGUCAAGGCCCGCUUUAACGACCAGAAGCAGUUCACGAUGGACACCCUUGAUUACCAGGAGCUGGAGUCUGAUGACGAUCAUCAAGAGCUCUUGCCCGGGGCUUUUGCCCACAGGAAGAAACGUCUUGGCAGGCCUCCCGGUUCUAAGUCGCAGACCACUCGCACUCGCUCUGGGAAGAUCAAACUCAAAGAGAUCAAGACCAAGCGCGAGCAUACUGGCUUCCCGCAGUGCCCAGAGGACUUCCUUAGACAGCCGGGUGACAGGGCCGAAGGGCUGGACUGGUCAAGUGAGAAUGUGCGUCUCGCUACUUACGUUGCCAUCGGUACACUCCUGGGUGGUACUUCUCGUUCUGUUGAUUGGGGCUUGAUUAUGAGGAUAUAUCCUGAGCAAACUCAAUUGCGGCACUACUGGGGUAUGCUUAGGAAAGAUCGCGCGUCGAGCAUUGUCAUAUUGACGGCCAAGUUUCACAAGAAGUUCCUCAAGGCUUACGAGGAGGAAGAGUUGCCGCCUCUCGACUUUGACGAUGUGCUUGCCUACGACUGGCUUAAGCUCAUCAAGUGGACGACCAGACUGGAUUGGGAAGAGAAGACGGCGUUGCCCGCCACAAGCCAGGCCCUGGAGGAGAACUUCACCCUGACUCCCGUUAGGCACGAGGACCGUGAAUGGCGCGAGGCUUACUAUCACCCCCAGCGAUCCGUCUUUAACCGUUUCCAGGACGCCACAUCCGAGCCGUUGGCUGUUUCACUGGACAACCAGCCCAAGCCCAAGCCGUCUCAAGAUAUGAUGGUCGCCAUGGCCUGGAUUCGCUCGCUCUGCGUGACGCCUGUCCAAGAGAAGCUAGACGAGAAGUUGGUGCAGAAGCGUAACGGCCUCUAUCCACACAUGAGAGCUGUCGAGAUCACGGAGCUGGUGGAGAGAGCCAUCGAGCAGCUUCAGCGCAUGCACGUCAUCUCCAAGUCUUCCAGGGACUGCAGUAACGGUCGUCAGUGGCGAUUCAACACUAGAGUGUUUGAACAGCUUGUCAAGGCGGCCAGCCAGGAGAAGUUUGAGCAGGCCUAUCGGUACAAGAAGAAGCUGGACGAGGCGUUCAGAGCCAAGGGUAAGUCUUCGGUUCGUUUCAAGGCUGACGACAAGGGCAUGACGAUGGUGCUUGUCAAUAUGCAAGCCAUGGGCCGGGUUCGCACUGUCAUCCUCGACCAGAAGAAUGUGCCCAUGGGUCAUGAGCCCGGGAACUAUGAAACGAGAAAGUAUCCCAAGGAGUACAUGCACUUCAAGAUGGACAUCAUUCCCACCGACAAGUAUGUCUACGAUGACGACGCCGAGCUUGUCGAACUUCGAGAGAAGAUUUUGGCUGCCAAACCGCCUGCUGCGGGGCCGGGAGGGGCGGUUCCGGUCUGGAUGACUUGCCACGGCGAUCUGAAUGUGGACAUGUGGAUCCAGUACCUGAGCGUGGUGGUGAUCACGCUGGCUUCACGUGGCAGCAUGAGGCCUGACGAGCUGGUCAAGACAGUCAAGCCGGUAAUUAUGGAGUUUGAGGCGGAGCUGAUCAUGGAUUGGUUGGAGGGCGUGGGCGUGCUCAAGGAGCAGAUUGCCGGGAUGGCGAGAGGUCUUGGAGAGUGGUGGUGGACUGUGGUGGAGGUUUCCAAGGAGGGAUUGACUGCUCCUGCUGAGAAGGAUAAAGGAAAGGGAAAAGAAGUGGAGCAAAGUGCUGCCGGUAACAAGCCGAGAAAGUCGUUGCCGAGUGGUAGGCCCACGGUUACUGCUUGA